GCCGCGCCCGCCUUCUGCCGUCCGGCCCCGCACCGCACACCGCACACCGCACACCCGGACGAGCGCGCAGCCGGGCCGGACUCCCCAGGGCGCGCGGCCCGGGCCGCUCCCUCCGACCAUGGGGGCGUCGGCGCGGCUGCUGCGCGCGGUCAUCAUGGGGGCGCCGGGCUCGGGCAAGGGCACCGUGUCGUCGCGCAUCACCAAGCACUUCGCGCUGAAGCACCUCUCCAGCGGGGACCUGCUCCGAGACAACAUGCUUCGGGGCACAGAAAUCGGCGUGUUAGCCAAGACUUUCAUCGACCAAGGGAAGCUCAUCCCAGAUGAUGUCAUGACUCGGCUGGCUCUACACGAGCUGAAAAACCUCACUCAGUGCAGCUGGCUGUUGGACGGUUUUCCAAGGACACUUCCACAGGCAGAAGCCCUGGACAGAGCUUAUCGGAUAGACACGGUGAUUAAUCUGAACGUGCCCUUUGAGGUCAUUAAGCAGCGUCUCACUGCUCGCUGGAUUCAUCCCGCCAGCGGCCGAGUCUACAACAUUGAGUUCAACCCUCCCAAAACCGUGGGCAUUGAUGACCUGACUGGAGAGCCUCUCAUUCAGCGUGAGGACGAUAAGCCAGAGACAGUUGUCAGGAGACUGAAGGCGUACGAAGUCCAAACAGAGCCGGUCCUGGAAUAUUACCAGAAAAAGGGGGUGUUGGAAACAUUCUCCGGAACAGAAACCAACAAGAUCUGGCCCUAUGUCUAUGCUUUCCUACAAACAAGGGUUCCACAAGUAAACCAGAAAGCAUCAGUUACUCCAUGAGGAAAAGUGCAUAAAACCAGUAAGAUGAGCAGGGGCUCCUCGUCCGGAGCCUGCCAUGUAUGAGUUUUUUUGAAAAUUGUAUUAGUUUCAGUUGUACUGAUUUUAUUCUGGAAAUUAAGGAUAUGUCCAAUGACGAAGAUUCAUGUUUCCGUCCAGUGUGUUUUAUCCACUUAUCUUCUAUGGGCAUGCAAUUAAAAAAUAUCAGAUAUGUCUUCACUUCUGAAAAUUUUUCUAAAGGAUAAUUAAAAGAGCAAUCGGAAAUAACGUAAGUUUUGUUCAGAAGAGCAAGUGAUACAAAUUUUAUUUCUCUGGAAAAGCUAAUAAAAAAAAUUCCACGUCACUCUGAAAAGUAUCUCAUCAGAGAAAUUUGCAUAGACUGUUGCCCAAAAAACGGCAUCACUAGCAUUAUGGUACAUGGUUUUUU
Molecule: messenger RNA, 1226 nt
Organism: Panthera uncia (snow leopard)
Lineage: Eukaryota; Metazoa; Chordata; Mammalia; Carnivora; Felidae
Gene: AK3
Product: adenylate kinase 3
Exons: 5
Coding region: 119-802 (227 amino acids)
Biological process (GO): nucleobase-containing compound metabolic process
Cellular component (GO): mitochondrion; cytoplasm
Molecular function (GO): AMP kinase activity; ATP binding
Source: RefSeq, a predicted model, not a curated record